Messenger RNA from Lactuca sativa (garden lettuce), 3482 nucleotides. RefSeq names its product U-box domain-containing protein 44. Gene Ontology annotation, molecular function: protein binding; ubiquitin-protein transferase activity. Lineage: Eukaryota; Viridiplantae; Streptophyta; Magnoliopsida; Asterales; Asteraceae. The record is from RefSeq and is a predicted model, not a curated record. Gene Ontology annotation, biological process: protein ubiquitination.
UCCCAAACCCCGCUAAUGUAACUGCAUCGACUCUCCAUCUCCGGCAACGCUUCCUCUCCUUCCAACGCCCUCGCCCUCGUCAUCUCCGACUCCGGCAUGGUUGGCCACCAUCACCAGACCAAGCCUUCACUUUCCUACUCUUUUACUUCUACAUGUUCCUCAUCACCAAGGUCGCUUUCCCCACCACCAUUUACCCCACUUCCACACUACUCCUUUCCUCCAACCACAAACCGCCUCCUGACCCAGACCCACUACGUAUCCAACAACCCGGAUACAAUGCUGACUUUUGGGUUGACUGUGUUCUACGGUUCAAUACGACGACUAUUCUGAUUGACUUUUGGGUUUUCUUUCUUCUUUUAGUUCAAGCACUUGGGCACCUUCCUUCUCAUCGGCACUUUCUUUCUCUUUUCUUUCAAUUUGACAGUUUUCUUUUUCAGCGUUGAUUAACCCUUUUGCAUCAACAAUUAUACCAAAGGUUGAAGGAUGAAUUCAGCUCUCCAGAAUUACAAUUGAGCAGCAAAAUACAAGGGUACACUCAGUCUAAUGGAUGAAAGUCAAGGACUUAGUAGCCAAUCAGACGAAAGCUUUCAACACAGAAGACAACAGAUAGAGCCUAUUUAUAAUGCAUUCAUAUGUCGUUUUACAAAACAAAUCAUGAGAGAUCCUGUAACCUUGGAAAAUGGGCAAACUUUUGAGCGUGAGUCUAUUGAAAAUUGGUUCAAUGGAUGCAAAGAGAACAACAAAAAACUGGUUUGCCCCUUAACAUAUAAAGAACUAAAAACAAUUGCUAUGAUUCCAAAUAUUGCUUUGAGGAACACAAUUGAAGAAUGGAAAGCCAGGAAUGAAGCUGUUCAGCUUGACAUGACACGCAAGCUGUUAAAUGUUGGUUGUCCCGAGACUGAUAUUUUGCAGGCUUUGGAGUUUCUUCAACACCUUUGCCAAAAAAAUAUUUCAAAUAAGCAUAUAAUCAGUAAUGUUGAUUUAAUACCAAUGAUUGUAGACAUGUUGAGGAGUAGCAACUGCAGAGUGAGGUGUAGAGCUUUAGAGACUCUGCGUAUUGUGGUGGAGGAUGAUGAAGAUAAUAAGGAAAUAAUGGUGGGAGGGGAUAAUGUGAACACAAUAGUGAAGUUAUUGUCUGAUGAACAACCGAAAGUAAGAGAGGAAGCUAUCUCCUUGCUCUUUGAGCUCUCGAAAUCCGAGGCUAUGUGUGAAAAAAUCGGGUCUGUUAAUGGAGCAAUCCUGAUAUUAAUUGGAAUGACAAGUUGUAAAUCUGAAAAUGUGUCGACUGUUGAGAAGGCGGAUAAAAUUCUUGGAAAUUUGGAGAAUAAUGAGAAUAAUGCGAGGCAAAUGGCUGAAAAUGGUAGAUUGCAACCUCUUUUGACACUUCUCAUUGAAGGUUCUCCAGAAAUCAAAGUGUCCAUGGCUUCAUACCUUGCUGAACUGGCUUUGAGUGAUGAUGUAAAAAUCUUUGUGGCUAGGACCGUGGGUUCAUCAUUGAUCGACCUCUUGAAAAGUGAUAAUAUGCAGUCUAGAGUAGCAGCACUCAUUGCUCUAAAUCAAAUCUCAUCUUGUGAGUCAAGUGCGAAGAUCUUGGUUGACCAAGGCAUACUUUCGCCUCUUAUCAAAGGUCUUUUUUCAGGCUCAAAGCAGCUCCCUAUGCAAUUCAAAGAAAUCUCUGCUACAAUACUUGCAAACAUAGCAAGCUCCGACUGUGACUUUGACUCUAUCCCAGUGGGUCCCAACCACCAGACCCUUGUGUCUGAAGACAUACUUCACAACUAUCUUCAUUUGAUCAACAACACUGGACCAGCAAUGGAAUGCAAGCUUCUACAUGUUCUUGUUGGACUCACUAGCUCCCCCGUUACUAAAGCUGGCGUUGUGUCAGCAAUUAAAAGCUCGGGUGCUAUUAACAGUUUGGUUACGUUUAUUGAAGCCCCACAGCAAGAUCUCCGCAUCACUUCAAUAAAACUUCUCCAGAAUCUUUCUCCAAACAUGGGUCAAGAACUAGCUACUUCUUUACGCAUGAUGCCCGGUCUUCUCAGUAGUUUAAUCAAAGUAGUUGUGGAAAACAUAACAUGUAUGGAAGAACAAGCUGCAGCUGUUGGGCUUCUAGCAGAUCUUUUGGAAAGAGAUAUCGGGCUCACACGACAGAUUCUAGAAGAAGGUGUGUUUGAAAUGGUGAUUUCAAGAAUCAGAAUGGUUCAUCAAGAAGAUCCUAGAGGAAACCGUUUUGUAGCACCAUAUUUAGAAGGGCUCGUGCGUGUCCUCUCGAUGUUAACAUUUAUGUUACCCGAUGAGCUGAAAGUUGUUUCUUUAUGUCGUGAUCAUGAUCUUGUGGGGUUAUUUGUUGAUCUUCUUCAGGUCAACGGGCUUGACAAUGUGCAAUUGGUUUCAGCUUUUGGGCUUCUAGCUGAUCUUUUGGAAAGAGAUAUCGGAUUCACACGACAAGUGCUAGAAGAAGGCGCGUUUGAAAUGGUGAUUACCAGAAUCAGAAAGGUUCAUCAAGAAGAUCCUAGAGGAAGCCGUUUUGUAACACCGUAUUUAGAAGGGCUCACACGUGUCCUUUCAAGGUUAACAUUCAUGUUACCUGAUGAACCGAAAGCUGUUUCUUUAUGUCGUGAGCAUGAUCUUGCAGGGUUAUUUGUUGACCUUCUUCAGGUCAAUGAGAUACACAAUGUGCAAAUGGUUUCAGCUUUUGCUUUGGAGAAUUUAUCUCGACAAUCCAAAAUCCUAAGCAAACUCCCUGAAACACCAAUCUUUCACUAUUUCAGCAAACAAACAGUGUUGAGUACUGCAUUGUGUAGGGUUCACCUUGGGGUGUGUUCACAAAGGGAUACUUUCUGUCUAUUACAAGGAUCAGCUUUGCCAAGACUUGUGGCACUCUUAGAUCACACAAAUGAGAAAGUAACUGAAGCAUCAUUAGCUGCAUUGUCAACUUUACUAGAUGAUGGGGUCAAUAUAGAAGGAGGGGUGGCUGUCUUACGUGAGGUGGAAGGAAUCAAACCGAUUAUGGAUGUUUUGCUUGAAAAACAAACAGAUAAUUUAUGGAGAAGAGCUGUUUGGGUGGUGGAAAGACUUUUACGGAUAGAAGAUAUAGCGUAUGAAGUUUCGGGUGAUCUUAAUGUUAGCACAGCACUUGUACAUGCGUUCCAACAUGGUGACUAUCAAACACGCCAAACUGCAGAACGUGCCCUGAAACAUGUUGACAAGAUACCAAAUUUCUCGAAUUUAUUUCUUCAUCUUCUUAACACACCAAAUCUACAAGGCUACAGAUAAUCCAUGGAGAAGACUUAUAGUAUUUGACACCAAAUGAUUUUUAAAUAAUAGCUACCGGUUGUAAUAAGUUUUCAUGUGUUUAACAUAUAGGUUAAUUGCUUAUUUAUGCAACAACGUUUCACCUUUUUCCAAUUUAUGCAACAAUGUUGUUUUUUAAUGGACAAAAUCCUGCAACGAGUUAAUCUGAAACCUUCUUAACCAGUUUA